CAAAAAGUAAAAAGAUUGAGUAAAAAUAUCAAAAAGUAAUCGCCAUCAUCAUAAAGUGGAUAAGUAGCUGUGAUAUUUUUGGGCAACAAAUUUAAAGACUCAGAUAACAAAUAAAAAUGAUUCCUUUGAUGCGCAAGUGGUCACAAAUGCGAUGGCCUUUGACAAUAGCUGGUGGUGGCCCAUACAGCAGAAGCAUUAACAGCAUAAUUCAACGGCAAACGGUUAUUUCCCCGCGCAGUCUAACAACAAUUAUUGGCUCUCAAAAUAUUGAGCAUUCAACUACUCAACCAGUGAGCCAGCAAAAAUUGCAAAUAUCAACUAGCCCCCCAUCUGCAAUGGAAUGCCAAGAGAUAUUUGAUCCACGCUGGGCGAAAUGGCGAACGGAGAUUCAAGAGUACAUGGACGUUUUUCCAGAAAUCUUACACACUCUCACCGAAGUAGUCAAAAUUGAAAAAGGGCCUAUCGUUGCAGAGUGGUUUAGAAAGGUUCUAUUGCACAAUGUACCAAGCUCCAAGCCGAUGUACGGCAUGGUCGCAGUCUUCGCAUACAAGAGUCUAAUCGAAAAGGAGCAGGUCAGGGCAGACAAAUUAAAAUUGGCAUAUUACCUCGGUUGGUGUGUUGAAUUGCUGCAUGCUGCCAUGAAUAUUUCCGAUGACAUGAUGGACCAAAGUACUACUCGUCGCGGCCAAUUGUGUUGGUAUAAAUUGGAAGAGGUUGGCCCUACUGUCAUAAAUGAUGUGAUCAUGAUAGAAUCCGGCAUUUAUGAAAUACUCAAAAGAAAUUUCCGCCAACUCGAGUGUUAUGACGAACUGGUAGAGUUAUUUCGUGAUGCAACCCUUAAAGUAGCUCGUGGUCAGUUAUUGGAAUAUCUAACUUCAAAGAAUAAUGUCAACACAUUCAAUGUAGAAACGUUCAAUACUAUAGUGCACUAUAAAACUUCCUGUCACACGCUGUAUCUGCCCGCAGCAUGUUCUCUACAUUUAGCAGGCAUUAAAGACCGUCUAUCAUUUCACCAAUGUAAUGCCAUUCUAGUUGAAUUAGCUCAUUUUGGUCAAUCACUCAACGACUUCCUCGAUUGUUUUGGUAAUCCUGAUGAGACUGGCAAGAUUGGUACUGACAUAGAGACCAACAAGUGCUCAUGGUUAGCAGUGGAGUGCAUGCUACGGGCUAAUCCAGAGCAAAAGGCUAUUAUGGAGGCAUGCUAUGGGAAGAAAGAUCCUCAGAAAGUUGAACGUGUCAAGAAGCUCUAUUCAGAAUUGAACCUUCCUGUAGCCUUUGAAAAGUACGAAGAGGAAGCUUGCAACUGGGUCAAAAUGCUUAUUCAACAAGCAUCGAACGGAAUAACUCAGGGGGCUUACUAUGAUUUGAUUGAGUAUUGUUGUGGAACUUUAAAAAAAUAAUGUAAUUACAAAAUAAAUUAUUAAGAUAAAACAAAA
Messenger RNA from Anastrepha obliqua, 1436 nucleotides. Its product is annotated as farnesyl pyrophosphate synthase-like. Gene Ontology annotation, cellular component: cytoplasm. The coding region runs from base 117 to 1400 and encodes 427 amino acids. Gene Ontology annotation, molecular function: (2E,6E)-farnesyl diphosphate synthase activity; dimethylallyltranstransferase activity. The transcript is spliced from 8 exons. Gene Ontology annotation, biological process: trans, trans-farnesyl diphosphate biosynthetic process. The record is from RefSeq and is a predicted model, not a curated record. NCBI's taxonomy places the organism in Eukaryota, Metazoa, Arthropoda, Insecta, Diptera, Tephritidae.